CAAAAAACGGCAGCGCUAGCGCCGAUAUUGUCACUUGUCAAGUUUUACAGUUCCGACAUCAUAGUCAUAACCGCACCGACUGGGCACCUUAAGAAGUCGACACAUCACUGUUUUGUCGUGCUCAUCUUGUUAUAUUCGACAUCUGUCCAGAUUUUUCAGAAAGUCCGAAGAUACCUAGGAUUACGACACCACAUGUCAUAGGACUUCGAUCGCCCCUCCUACACAUCCCGCUAAGACUUCUAGAUUUGUUUCACCUGCUCAGCCCCGCGACAAUACCAUAAUUCGCUCUCCACGUUGUCUCAGUCUUGCAUUUUGCAAUCGCCAAAAUUUAUAUAACAACUUAAAGAAGACAAUACGUUUCUAGUGUCCGAAGAAACAAACCGCCGCAAUCAUGAACCGAAACAGUACCCCCGAAGCAUCGACUGCUUCGUCCCUGCGUCCGCCGUCUUCACGACCCGUUGCGAACAAUAACCACCACCUUCGUGCAUCUGCUGACAUGGCUGCUCUCGCUGGACCCGCAACCUCAAACCGCAUUCGUCCUUCCUCGGAUUUCUACGGUCAACAGGGCCAGAGUCAAGGCGGUGCCGAUUCGGACCCACAAGACAAAGUCACUCAACAGUGGAUUGCUGAUAUUGAUCAGUAUGAGACUACAUUGGAGGAAAUGGCUGCAGCUACACUAGAUCAGGAUUUCAAGGACGAGCUCAGUGCUAUAGAACAGUGGUUUCGAGUCUUGUCCGAGGCUGAACGUACCGCUGCCUUAUACGCCUUGCUUCAGCAGACCACCCAGGUCCAAAUUCGCUUCUUUAUCCAGGUACUCCAGCAGAUGGGUAAGAACCAUCCUAUGUCCGGUGUUCUAUCACCUGCAAACUUUGACAAGGAUCCCAUGUCGAACCGUCUGAGCGAUGCCAUGAACAAGUUGAAUGUUGGGUCGGCUAGGAACUCCCUCACGCAACCACAGGCAUCGGCUAAGAGGCACUCGGGACUCGACCCGUCGACCAUCAACGCCAUGUUCCCCGAUGCCGCUGCUGCUAUUGCUACCGAAAAGGCCAAGUUCACUCAACAAACUGGAAACCAGCCUCCGUCGAACCGCAAUAGCACCGCUGUCGAUGUACGUAGCCCCUUGGCCGCACCAUCAAUUUCUGCACCAUCUGAAGGACUCGACUCGAACUCACAGAAUCCGGCAUCGCCAUGGGGUAAUAACCAUGACCAAAAUGCCUCGCGACCCAAAUCAUCCUCGGGGCAGACUCCGAUGGGACAAUUUGUUCAACCCCCACCUUCUGCGGGCUUGAGGUCUCCUCGCCCCCAACUAGGUGGCAACAACACCAUCCAGACGACUUCGCUCAAUGCUCCGGACAAAUCUGCUUCUGAUCUGCCCUUGCUCUCGCCGUAUACCGCUGGAAGUGGAAACUGGGCUUCGAUGGUAAACACUCCUAUGGUUCCUACAUUCACUGGAAAUGGUCCCAACCAGGCAGACAUGGUCGCCAACGCCACUGCUAUGAAGCUUGCGGCAUUAUCUACGGUUAACAAUCGUUUCGCUCUUGAUGAUGUGCGCAAGUAUCGGCGAGCCCGUUCCAAUGACGCGCCUGGUCAAGGCCAGAGCGCUCUCUCUACUGGUCCUCAAAUUCCCAACAUUCCCGGUGCUAAUAUUGUUAUGGUCAACGAGCAUGGACAAGUGUUAAAUAGAGACCAGAUGCUUGCUCUACAGAAUCAGCAGGCAAUGGGUGGGUUUGCGGCUCAUCGCUCUCGUCCGAAUUCUCCGGGUAUAGCAAUGCAGACAGGUUUUGGCCAAGUGCCUUUUGCUUCGCCCCAGAACAACGGUUUCUUGAGUGCCUACGAUGGUGCACAAAACCCUCUAUUGAACAAUGGUCUUGGCGCUAUUAACAUGGGUCAACUUGGUGUAGGUGUUCCCGAAGGUUACUUGUCUGAUCACUCGGAUCUGGUUCGCGGUCGAUCGCCACGUGGACGUCGCGGCACCUCGAAGCCUCCUGAGGAUCCCACCGACCCCACUCUCCUACAAGAUAUUCCAGCUUGGCUACGAAGUCUCCGACUACACAAGUACACGGAUAAUCUGAAAGAUAUGAAGUGGACGGAGCUCGUUGAGCUCGACGACAAAGCUCUAGAAGAGCGUGGCGUCAAUGCUCUGGGAGCACGUAGAAAGAUGCUAAAGGUCUUCGACCAGGUCAAGGGUAAUUAUUCCCAUUAUCCAUACGUCCAAUAUGGAAAUAUACUAACACUUUUACAGAGGCCAAGGCAGAUGGCAAGCUGGGCUAGCCGUUGCAACGUAAUAAUGAACAUAUGAGCCCACUGAGUAACAAUUUGGAAAAUAAAAAAGGCGAGUAUAUGGGGGGUCUGAAGAGUUUUCAAUCUAGCGAAUACCCGUUGAGGAGCGAAAUUUAUCCUCAGCGGGAGUACUAAUACGGUCUAUAUGGACUCAGGGAGAAUGAUCUACUUUGCACAUCCAGAGACGGAUUUGGAAGAGAUUUAGCUUAGUUCAUAACAGGAUGUCCGUACCUAGGAAGUGAGUUACUCACAAUAUCUGAAGGCAAACGGGCCGGUUGUGUAACUUGUAGCUGUGUACAGAAUAUCGAUAUCAAAAUAUAAAUAUUAUGAACGAGUCAUACCA
Hypoxylon trugodes is the source of this 2623-nucleotide messenger RNA. RefSeq names its product protein VTS1. Gene Ontology annotation, cellular component: P-body. Gene Ontology annotation, biological process: nuclear-transcribed mRNA poly(A) tail shortening; regulation of mRNA stability. Bases 392 to 2299 code for a protein of 635 amino acids. Gene Ontology annotation, molecular function: mRNA binding; translation repressor activity; protein binding. The transcript is spliced from 2 exons. NCBI's taxonomy places the organism in Eukaryota, Fungi, Ascomycota, Sordariomycetes, Xylariales, Hypoxylaceae. The record is from RefSeq and is a predicted model, not a curated record.